Messenger RNA from Darwinula stevensoni, 3414 nucleotides. The record is from the annotation of a GenBank genome assembly. Lineage: Eukaryota; Metazoa; Arthropoda; Ostracoda; Podocopida; Darwinulidae.
GGGCAGACGAACCGAAGUGCGUCAUGGCGGCGCUCACAGUCACAUGGCUCCAGGCUGCAGCAGUGCGGUUUCUUGAAGAUACCAAUGGUGUUUGGACGUUCAUUCGCCAUUCGACUUGAUACAUCAUCUCCUGCCGGGGAGGAAUAAGCCAAGUGCGGUUCAUGCCUGUCAUGACGCAAUUGCUGACACCGCCAAAAGGAUGACGUGGACGUCUUAUUCCCUUCAGAAGGUUGAUGACCUGGCAUUGGGAACUUUUACUCAGAAGGUUAAGAAUGAAUCAGUCACCAGAGUGGCCUUAUCCUGUGAUGAGACAAAGCUAGCAGCUAUCAGUGAUGAGACAAAAACUCAGAUCACCAUCUUAAACAUCAAAACAGGAAAAACAGUGCUCUGCUGUGAUGAAAUUAGAAGCAAGCAAAUUGUCUCUGUCAGUUGGAAAGGGAAAGAAGAUGAACUUUUCCUGGGAGAUGAGACAGGCUGUGUAUGGGUGCUGUAUGUUUCUUCCUCAAAGACUUUGAAUUUCUUCAGAGAAAAGUAUGCAAUGGUGGGGCAAUUGGAUUCCAAAGUGAUCCAAGUUGAGGCAUGUGGUUCCUUGCUGCUUGCUUCCACCCUUACCAGGACCUACAUGCUGAAUUUGUAUCAGAAAAGUCAAUGGCAGAUGGGGACAAAAUUGCGAGAGGCAGAAUGUGGUGCAUGCUUCUUCUGGCCGGACCCUUGUCACCAGAAGUUACAGAGAAAUGGGCGACUUCAAAAUGCACGUGUCUUCUGCACUCGACCAGGUAGUCGACUAUGGGACUGUGACCUAAAUGGAACUGUCAGACAAACACAUCAGCUGCGAUCACUUGUGGAGUCACAUUGCAACCACUUUCCACAUGGUUUCACCCUUCUCUACCAGGCCUCAGAUGAUCUCCUUCUCACCUUUAAUGAUACCCAUAUCUACCUGAUUGAUCCUGUUGCAGUUACCAUUGUAUCAUGCAUCCAGGUUGACAAGGGGAAGUUUAUAUCUGUGAACACUGUCAGUGGGAGCAUCUAUGCCUUAACUAAUACAGGCAAGAUCCAUCAUUGGGAUAUCCUUUCCCACCCAUCCAUAGAUGCAAGUGAAGAUGCCCUUGAAGUCAAGUCGUGGAAGAAAUCAGAAUCAGAUUCAAUUUCAAAGGAAGUGUCAAGUAAGAGCCCAAAGGAACUGGCCCAAUUCUUUUUUCCUAACUCAGAAGUGACAACUUGGAGAGAAUUUUUUGAGGAAAGUCUUGGCUUGGGUAAUGAAGACAAUGUUGAGCCAAAAGGAAGUGAAGAUACCCUCCAUGUUCCAACAGAUACUUCAAUGUUGGCAUAUAGUAUGGUGGGAUCUGAAUAUGCCCUCAACUACUUUCCUCUGGGUGAGGAUGCUCUUGAUGAACUGAAAUCUUUGAUGGCUGGAGGCCUCCAUUCAGGACAGGAAAUGAUCAGAUCAAAACUGAAGAAGUUCCUGAAGGCUAAAGCUGAGGAUAAACAUGGAGAAGAAGAUCCAGUUUUAACUGGUCCAAUGUGGACAAAGCUACCUCCAGAUGCCAAGAGUAUCUUCAAUGAAGUAGUUGAGAAGGGCAAGAUUUUAUUGCUCUUGAGUGAGUCCAUGCAGAAAGACUCCCUUGACCUUGAGGCAGUCUUGAGAGGAUGGCUUGCAUCUGCUACUAAUGCGAUAAAAAAAGUGAAUACUAUUGCAGUACCUUCUCUGGACAUGGAGAUUCCCAUUCACUCUUUCUCAUGCCUGUUAUCAAGUGAUGAUCGGCGGAUUCUGUCCCAAGUGUUGAUUCUCAUGUGCCUUCACCCAGGCUUCAUUUGCCAUUCUAGUCCUUGUGUUCCUCCCUUUGAAUGCAUGACUGUCCCUUAUGAAGAGGGACAUCCCUUUGUUCUGAUUCAAGACCAAUUGAACAUCUUCUUUGAACCAGAUAUCCUCCUGGAUUUCAUCUCUCAGGAGGCUCAGCUAAAACCUUGCCAACGAUUUUUGCUAUGGAUCCUGGCCUUGCGUGGCAGCAGACGAUGGUCCACAGAAACCAGAAUUGAUGACAUCUCAGGGGCUGUGGACCUCCUGAAGACUUUUGGCCUCUCUAGGUCUCAUCUGCUUGGAUUCUUAGAUUCAUCUAUUCAGGAAUUCCCCAGUCUCUGGAAGGAAUGUCGAGAAAUUCUUGAGCCGAUUGACUGCCUCUUUCUUCUCCUUAAAUCCAGUUUUGAUCCUCACACUUGGAAUACUAUCUUCAUGGCUUUCAUCAGUGAUUCUGAAUUUGUGAUUGACUGCUGGCAGUUUCCUGAACUUCCCUUUUUCUCACUGCAUUCCUUGAUUUUGGAGCAUGGAUCUCAUGAACCUUCAUGUCGUUGUGGAGCUCCUCUUCCGUGCCAAGAAAACUCAGAGCCUUCUUAUCAGCAAGUCUUUCUCAAGUUAUUGGAUUUGGCAUCUGUGGACACAAGAGAUUACUUGUCUGAAGUUGUCCUGGGAAAGAAAUCUUGGUGGUUCUACAUUCAUCUCAAAGGGAGCUCUUUGCUUCAGUCAGAAGAUGGGAAAAGAAUGCUGCUUAGUUUCUUGAACUGGCCAAUUCUCCAUCUUUUCCUUGCCCCCUUGUCUGCAGAGAGAAAGAGCAAUAUUUUGCAGUCAGUCUUUGAAAUGGACCCAAACAAGUGCUAUGCUUGUGGGGUGGAAGAUGGAAGGAAGAGGACUGCUUCUUUUUGGACCGAAGCUGUAUCUCUUCUAUUGAACAUGUUCAGUGCUGCUGAGGUAGUUUCCAUGCUUCGCAAAUCCUGUCACAGAAUACCACCUGGAUCCAUUCCUCUUAGGUUGUAUCAGGAGUUGCUGUAUCGCCUGUUGAUUGGCAAGAAAAUCCCAGAGGCAGAAAAUUCAGUUUCAUCACUCUUUCACUUAGCUAACAGUACUGGGAAGCCCAUAUCUACUAUGAAAGCCCAUCCACAGCUGUACAAGGGUAUUGCAGCAGGAGAGAAGCUAGAGCUGACCUAUGGCCACCACUGGGGUGUGAAGGUGCGAAGGGAUCAAGAUUGCCCUUCCUGCUUCCUCCCAUUGUGGAACAAAGCUCUGAUGGAAGAGGGGAUUCUCAUCUACGCCUGUGGACAUGGCAUGCAUCGCAUAUGCCUUUCACGUUCCCAUCCCCAUCCCACAGUGUGUCUUACUUGUCUCUCCCACUCCUAAUGGGAACAAUUAGGUGCUGUUGCUCAAAUCCAGUGUGAUUCCCGUUCAGGGGCAUUAUAGGCUCUGAAGAAAUUUUAUGUAACUCAUUCAGUGCAUUUACUUGAUACCCUUUGGUUUUAAAAACUGAGCUUGUCUUUCAUUGGCUUGAAAAUCAAUGCUAUAAGUUAUUGCAUGGCACAAUCAUUAUUAUGAUAAAUUGUACUGAAGUUACAUAUGUUUUUGUAACCUUUUUUGUUGAAGUCAGG